AUGCCAUUCAUCGACGCUGCCCACUUGAUAUGGAACCUAAUCGGAGAUGAAAGGAGCAGAGAAACAAUCUUCAACUACUUCCUCAACAACAUCAGAGUCCUUGACGUCGUGGAUUUCAUUAUCUGCAACUCCUUCAAAGAGCUUGAAGAGCCGACCUUCUCCUACGCCCCAAAGAUUCUCCCCAUUGGGCCACUCCUUGGAAGCUCCAGAUUUGGCCGAGCCGUGGGUUACUUCUGGCCGGAGGAUGCAGGCUGCCUGUCGUGGCUUGACGAGCACUCGUCGGGUUCUGUCGUCUACGCGGUUUUCGGUAGCCUCGUCGUCUUGGGCCGCAGUCAGCUCCAGGAACUCGCCCUCGGGCUGGAGGUGACUGACCGACCGUUCCUGUGUGUGGUCCGGCCCAAUCUCCCCGUCGACUCGGCCGACGCUUGUCCGGAUGACUUCAAGGACCACGUGGGAAACAGAGGGAUGAUGGUGGCUUGGGCGCCGCCGCAGAAGGUGCUGGCCCACCCUUCCGUCGGUUGCUUUGUGUCUCACUGUGGCUGGAACUCCACCAUGGAAGGCGUCAGGAACGGGAAGCUCUUCCUUUGCUGGCCAUACUUCGCAGACCAAUUUCUGAACCAGAGCUACAUUUGCGACCAUUGGAAGGUGGGUCUGAGCUUGACGCCUGACGAAAGUGGGAUAUUCAAGCGUGAGCAGCUCAAAUCCAAGGUGGAAGCGCUGCUGGGGGAUGCGGAGAUGAGUGCAAGAGCGUCGUCGUUGAAGGAGAAAGCUCAAAGGAAUACUGACCAAGGAGGGGCUUCAUUCCACAAUCUCAAGAGAUUCAUCGACACUAUCAAGGCGGCGAAUCCUUAA
Molecule: messenger RNA, 852 nt
Organism: Zingiber officinale
Lineage: Eukaryota; Viridiplantae; Streptophyta; Magnoliopsida; Zingiberales; Zingiberaceae
Product: UDP-glycosyltransferase 83A1-like
Exons: 3
Coding region: 1-852 (283 amino acids)
Molecular function (GO): UDP-glycosyltransferase activity
Source: RefSeq, a predicted model, not a curated record